Molecule: messenger RNA, 2308 nt
Organism: Lactuca virosa
Lineage: Eukaryota; Viridiplantae; Streptophyta; Magnoliopsida; Asterales; Asteraceae
Source: the annotation of a GenBank genome assembly
GGGUUUUCAAAACCCCAAAUCACUGCAAUCACGCUUCAUUUCAUCCGAUCAAAGAUCAUGGCGGUAAAUCUUACCUCCGGCGCAAUAUCGAUUCUAACGAGUGGGGAAUCGAAGGAUCUGAAACCGGUGCUUCAGGUGACGGAUAUUCGGUUGAUUCGGACGCAAAAUCCGAGUGGGGGUGGUGGAGAAAACAGUGGGGAUAGAUACAGGGUGCAGCUAUCUGAUGGUUCUUUUCACCAGCAAGGGAUGCUUGCUACUCAGCGCAAUGAGUUAGUCAUCUCUCAACAGUUGCAGAAGGGUUCCGUUGUUCAGUUGACUGAGUUUGUUUGUAAUACGAUCCGUGAACGCCCUAUUAUCAUCAUCAUCAAUCUCAAUGUGAUUAUGGAAAAGUGUGAUACCAUUGGUGAUCCAAAGCCAUUCCCUCUAAAACUCCCUGGUGGAGAUACUCCUUCACUGACAAGACCUUUACCACCUACACAAUCUCCUUCCAAUCAACCACCAACAACUGUCAAUGACACCCGAUUUUCCAACCAAGCUCCGCCUCCUGGACCUGUUAUUCGCCCACAUGCCAAUUCUUAUGGCCCUCCACCACCCCCUGCUGCAAACAACCGUAUGCCGCCAGUCCAACCACCACCAAUGUAUGCCAACAGAGGACCCAUGGCUAAAAACGAAGCUCCUCCAAGAAUCAUACCAAUUGCAGCUCUAAAUCCCUAUCAAGGUAGAUGGACAAUUAAAGCCAGAGUAACUUCAAAAGGUGAACUCAGACGUUACAACAAUGCAAAAGGAGAUGGAAAAGUUUUCUCAUUUGAUCUUCUUGAUUCUGAUGGAGGAGAAAUCCGAGCCACCUGUUUCAAUACAGUAGCUGACACUUUCUACAACCAAAUUGAAGUAGGAAAAGUUUACUAUCUCUCAAAAGGAACCCUAAAACCUGCUCAAAAAGCCUUCAAUCAUCUCAAAAACGACUUUGAAAUCACCCUCGACCACACCUCGACAGCUCAGCAAUGCUUCGAUGAUGACACCUCAAUUCCACAUCAGCAGUUUCACUUCUGUUUAAUCAGUGAAGUUGAAGAAAUGGAAAACAACACUGUUCUAGAUGUUAUUGGUGUUGUAACCAAUGUCAACCCCACAUCAUCAAUCACAAGAAAAAACGGAAAUGAAGCUCAAAAAAGAACAAUUUUUUUAAAAGACAUGUCUUUAAGAAGCAUUGAGUUGACUUUAUGGGGUGACUUUUGCAACAAAGAAGGUCAAACACUUCAAGAAAUGUCUGAUUCAGGUGAAUUUCCUAUCCUUGCUGUGAAAUCAGCUAGAGCAUGUGAUUUCAAUGGAAAAACAUUAACAAGUAUAGUAUCAAGCCAGCUCAGCAUAAACCCUGAUUUCCCAGAAGCUCAAAAACUCAAAACAUGGUUUGAAAGUGUUGGAAAAAACACCCCAUCUGUAUCCAUGUCACUCAAUUCUCUUUCUACUUCUUCCACACAUCCAGAUUCAUUCAAAACUAUCUCUCAAAUCAAAGAUGAAAAACUCGGGACUUCUGAAAAACCUGAUUACAUAACAAUCAAUGCCACAAUCUGGCAUAUGAAACUUGAAAACUUUUACUACACUGCAUGUCCAAUCAUGGUAGGUGAAAGAAAAUGCAGCAAAAAAGUUGUGGAUAAUGGAGAUGGGAAAUGGAAGUGUUUGAAAUGUGAUAAGGUUGUUGAUGAAUGUGAAUACAGAUAUAUUUUACAACUAGAAAUCCAAGAUCAUACUGGGUCAACAUGGGUAACUGCUUUUCAAGAAAUUGGUGAGGAGAUUAUGGGGUUUUCUGCUAAAGAUUUGCAUGAUAUGAGAUAUGAAGAGCAAGAUAAUGAUAAGUUUACUGAAACUGUUCGUGGUGUUCUUCAUAAUGAGUAUUGUUUUAAGUUGAAAGUGAAGGAAGAGAGUUGGGGUGAUGAACAACGUGUGAAAUCGAGUGUUGUGAAAGUUGAAAAGAUAAAGGGCAGGGAGGUGUUUUGCCUGCGAAUCAGGUCGGUCAUUGUGGUGGUGGAAUUGGUGUUGCAUAUGGUGUUUAUUAACUUUAAAGAUCUUUGUUGUGAUAAUGGCUCAAUUUAGGUUUUUGAAGAUUGGGGUGAAGUUUUAUGUUUAUGACAUAUGUGCCCUUGGAAGCAAGACAUGGAUCUUGAAGUAGAUGUUUUUUUGUGUCUUUUGUUUUGGUAAAUGUUUUCUAUUUUACUCCUAGUAGUUUUCCAGUACGAUAGUUGUUAUUUUAUCUUGUAGAAUUGGUUGUGUUCAGUUGUUUAAUUUUUUGAUUACUAUCUUUAAUUUUGCAUGG